GGUGUGUUGGGGAGCGUAGUCGAUCCUCUUGCUCUCCAUCUUGGCUGAGCUGACCUGGAGUCUAGCUUGAUAGAGGGCAGUGAAAGCGCAAGCCCGAAGACAUGGAAGUACCCGAUGGCAGUGAGUAUGAGAAGAGUCCCCGGCGAAUAUCCGAGUAAAGCGCGCGGGAGCCGGGCACUGUAAUCCGGCCGACGUCGAGCUCAAAGGCAUGUAAUAGUCGCGAGAAAACCUCCCCCUCCCCCCCCAAUCGCCCCUCCGACCCUCCCCAAAGCAACAGCAGCAGAACCCCCUCCCCCUCCUCCUCCUCCCCUCUCCCUCCUUCGUGACAAGCAGUAGAAGAGGAAUGGUAUAUUGUUUUUGUUUUACAUUCAUCGUGUUAAGGAUGUGAAGAGGAUUCCUUUCUCCAUAUGCUGGCCAUCGUGUUAAAGUGGACACUACUUUUUCUAAACUUUUUUCAUUAUGCUGAGUGCUGAGAAAGGAAUUUUUCUUUUAUUUAUCGUGUUAAGGAUCAGGAGAGGAACCUUUUCUGUGUAUUUUUUAUCGCGUUGUGUGAAUAGAAAAGAGCUCGUUUCAUCUAUUUCCUUUUUUGUCCUGGUAAGAGCCGGAAGAGGAACCUUUUCUGUUUAAUAAUUGUGUUAAGGAAGAAGACUUUCUAGAGGUCCUGAACAAUUGCUCAGCGACAGAGUUAAGCACUGGAGGCUGCCUUUGUCCCUGGGACUUGUUGGGGACUUUCCUUAAGAUGAACAGUGAGUCCUCGAGAAAAGUGAACUAGUCACUUUCGCUUUCGUGAAAUGCUUCGAGUGUUUUAGAAGUGACAGUGACCGGGCGUGCUACAGGAUUUUUUUUUUUUUUUCCUUCCCUCGGAGUCUCAUAACCGGACUCGGAGGAAGGAAGAGAAGCGUCGAUUUCCUUGAUCCUUUAAGGCGUAGCAUGAGAAUCUCCUUGUCAGAUAUGAAACACGAUUUUGAUGUUUAGUUUUGAGCUUAGUAGUGUGACCUAUAUGUGAACCUGUCUCUCAUGUGUCUCUUAUGCAUUUAUUUGUUUAGUUCUCUAGGUACGUUCCAGUAGUCAAUAAGGUUUUCUUGAGCAACUUUUUCUCGGGUCUGGAAGCACUCUUGAACAUUUUUGGAAAACGGCCCAGCAAGCAGAAGUGCAAGCAAGCUCCUGCGCCCGAGCAAGUAGUAAAUAACCGUGUCUAGAAUAAGAAAUAAGGCGUAAAACAGUAUCCAAAUGCCCUCUCUCCUCACCCCGUUUUUUCUAAUGAUUUUGUUGUUUAACUUUGUCCUCUCCUUGGCCAUUUUGCCUUUUUAGUUAUUUAGUUUUAGUUUUGGAGGGUUGUCGCUGAAGUGACAACGCCUUGCCAAGAGAGGCGUGGUGAGAAGUGCUCGAACAACGCCGCAUUCACCUAGCCUAGAAACAGCCCCUAUACCUCGCCCAACCCGACCAAUACAAAUAAAAAACGCCAUGAAUCCCUCCUCGCGCGACACCUGUUGCUCUUCCAGCCCGAACCUGAGUACUAACCCGAGCCCUCCCCCAGUGCUGACCGCGCCCAGGGGACAUAUCACUGGCCCGAGGCAGUACGGGUUGACACUGCCGGGGCACCGCAGGACGCUCAGUGGACCCCCCCUCCCGCCCCCCGCCAGCCUCCCCGUCCUCCCCGACCCCACCGCCCACACCAUGAGCGUCGAGGUGGGCACGCCGGGCACGCCGGGGACCACGCCCACGCAGCCCCUCACGCACCACUUCCACGCCACGCCGGACCACGCCACCGUCGCGCUCCAAGCUAUGAACAAGCUCAGGAUGAACUCGCAGCUGUGCGACAUCGAACUUGUAGCUGGGGCUGUGUCCGUCUUCGCGCACAGAGUGGUACUGGCUGCGGCUUCAGCUUAUUUUCACGUCAUGUUUAAUAGCGACUUGGUCGAGAAGACGCAGGAGAAGGUGACGCUGCAGGAGCUCGACUCAACCGCGCUCGAGCUCCUCGUCGAGUACUCCUACACGGGCGAGAUCGUCAUCACUGAGGACAAUGUGCAGGUGAGGAUCGGGAAUUUCCCUUUCUCGCUCUAUACGAGGGCUGGAAGGGUGAUCCGUCUUCUCCAACACGUCCGGCUCCCGUUGCUGUCGCGCGACUUCCUGACCUCGAACGUUGACGCGGAGCCGCUGGUAAGGGAGAACUCCGCGUGCCAUCACCUCCUCCUCGAAGCCCUCAAGUACCACCUCCUCCCCGAGCAGCGCGCCACACUCACCUCCCCACGCACGCAAGAGAGGCAGCCGGAGGGCGUCAAGCCGUACCUGUUCGCUUGCGGUGGAGGGAGUCUGUUCGCCAUCCACAGUGAAGUCGAGUGUUAUAAUCCCCGCACUGAUCGAUGGAUGCCAGUCGCUUCCAUGAAUUACAGAAGGUCCCGCGCGGGUGUCACCUCUCUUGGCCGCUACCUGUACGUUAUGGGCGGCUACGACGGGGCGUGUGACCUGUCCUCGGCUGAGAUGUACAACCCUGGCCUCAACAAGUGGCUCAACAUUACAGCCAUGGGCACUAAGCGGUCUUGCCUGGGUAUCGGUACGACGGAUGGGCUCAUCUACUGCGUUGGGGGAUACGACGGAGCAUCUUGCUUGAGUAGUGUGGAGAGAUACGACCCCCUCACGGGCACAUGGACCUCCUGCCCUGCGAUGGCCACCAGGAGGCGCUACUGCAGGGUAGCCGUUCUUGACAGCUGCCUCUACGCCCUUGGCGGCUUCGACUCCACCAACUACCAGUGCACGGUCGAAAGGCUGGAUCCGCGGGUGGGGAAGUGGAUGUCCGUACCGCCCAUGAUGAGCCGGAGGAGCAGCUGCGGGGCGGCGAUCAUCGGGGGAAUGCUGUACUGCGUGGGCGGCAACGACGGCACCAUGUGCAUGGCGUCGGCCGAGCGGUUCAACCCGCGGAGGAACACGUGGGAACCCAUCACGGCCAUGCACUCGCGCAGGUCGACGCAUGAGGUAGUGGAGAUCGACGGCUUCUUGUACGCCCUCGGGGGCAACGACGGCUCGUCCUCCCUCAACUCCAUGGAGCGCUACGACGCCAAACUCAACAAGUGGGUCCUCGUCACGUCCAUGCUGGCGAGACGGUCUUCCGUUGGUGCUGCGGUGUUGGACUGCCUGCAGCUGGAGAAAGGCCUCAACAAAUCUACCUGACAGGUGGACCGUUACCCUUCCCUCUUGUCCUAAUUAGACCCAGGUCAUACCAUGGGGUCAUCUACUUACCAUGGACCAAAUUUGAUUAGAUAAUGGCCUUUCACGUAGACUCAUCUAGUAGAACUCUCAUUUUUCAGAGGGGGGGAAGGUAGUCCACUGUACUUACGUGGAUGACUGAAAAACUAGUCAUGUGUGUUUUUGGAAUUCCUUUGUAAUGUUAAACUAGUCAUAUAUGUUCCUAUGUAGUUGCAUUAUCAGUCAUAUCAAAAUCCUCACUUGUAUAAGAGAAACUAGUAAGACUUGGAGAAUGGUAGAGGAAAUGUUUGAUAUGCAUUGCCGUUUAUCUGUUAGAUCUCAGAAAAAGAGAUCCAGGAAAAUAAGGAUUUCAAUUUCUUCAACAACGUUGUGGAUACUGUCCUCGACUUUGCACCAUAUUUAUGUGUAAUCUCAGUAGCAUUUAGAUAUUUUUACAGCAUAUACAACAACAACGAGUAAAACAAUAAAAAGAAAAGUGUGAAAAUAUAGUACCAUGAAUUUCAAGACUAAACAAACAGACAAACAACACACUUACUAAAACUGCUAUUUGCCAUAUAGAAACCUUUCAUCUUUUGAAGGUAUAUAAUCAUUAUUUACAACUAUUUGAUGCAAAUACACUUUUACAGACAACAGAUCCUGUAGAGGACAACAACAUCAAAUUUGUGAUUAACCUGAACCAUUUAUCAAUACAUAGAUAUUAACACAGAUAGCUAUACAUACACAUAUAUCUCCAUUUGAAACGCCGAACAAAAUUUUGUCUAUGAAAC
Molecule: messenger RNA, 3971 nt
Organism: Penaeus chinensis
Lineage: Eukaryota; Metazoa; Arthropoda; Malacostraca; Decapoda; Penaeidae
Product: kelch-like protein 17
Exons: 12
Coding region: 1465-3168 (567 amino acids)
Molecular function (GO): protein binding
Source: RefSeq, a predicted model, not a curated record